AUGCCAGCCGCUUCUACCACAUUAUCAACCGCUAGUUCCCAACAACCUGGAACUAAAGCGACAAACAAUAGUUCUUUAUCUAAUCCUCCUAAAAAAAAAACAAAAUGGCUUUUCAUAUCGGCGGCAAUAUCAAAAAAGCCGAUGGAUGCUGCUUCAAAAGCUAAUGAUAUAUCUAAUAACAACCAUCAUUUAAACAAUGACAAGACAACGCGUCAUUUUCAUGAUUCUAAACUAGACCUUUCUAAACCUAGUAAAGUUAUUUGUUCUCGGUUCAAUUCUAGUUCUAGUAAAUUAUCUUGUAACUCCUGUGUUACUGAUAAUACCGAUACCGAUAAUACUCCUUCGUCACCUACAAACUCUCUUCAGUCCCUGAGUGAUGACAUAGAAAUGAUACUUGAUGAUGACAGUCAAGAAACUGAUGAAGAACCAUUCGAUACAACCAUCGAUACUCCUCAAUCAUCACAAUAUCAUGCAAAUAAGUCAAUACUAUCUACUAAAACAAAAUCUAGAUCUUCUUCUGUCACUUGGGUGGAAGACUUAACUGAUCCUACUUUUUCACCCAUUUCAACUGUGCCUCCUCAACCCUCAAAUAUCUCAAAUAUUACGACUAAUGACAUUGAUUCAUCUCAGUUAAAUGAUACUAAUCAGUGUGGUACUCCAUCGUCAACACAACCCUAUACUACUAGUAAAUUAUCAGGAUUUAAAAUUUUACAUCACAAGAUGACCAAGAAAAAAGAUGUUGAAAAAAGUCAAGAUAACAUUUCCACCAACAAAUUCAUGAAUUCAUUGAAUCGAUUACGUAACCGACGGUCAAAAUCAUUUAAUGAUUUGUUAAAUAAAGAAAAUGGUCGAGUUGUUGAUGAAUCUAUUAAAGAUUCUUCAUCAAAGAAAAAUAUUAUUGAAACUACAACAACAACUUCUUCUAAACGUAAAAAACUUGGUUCUAUGGAAUUUAGAUCUAUAUCAUUACCUGAUUCAUCUUUAAAAGAGAUUCCUAUCACUUCAGAACUCAAUCAUGAUUCUUCGGUGUCGGAUGAUGAAAUAAGAUGUGAAUCACCUGUCUCUGAUUCACCGAAUAAUAAUAUUACUUUUCUAAGUAAAAGAUGUUCUUUAAAUGAAUUUAAUAAUGAUAUUAGGCGUAGUUGGUCUCAUAUAGAAGUACGGCAUCUUAAAAACAUAUUUUCAAGAAAACGUGCUAUUCUUGAUGGGAAACGACGAAACUCCUAUGCUUAUACAAAUUCUUUAAAAACAAAUCAACAAAUUGCUGCCGAAUCUGAAAUUCGCCUUUUAAAUCAUUUUCAUAAAACAAGGAAUUCUAAUGUGAGUGUUGAUAGUGCUAUAGUUAUAAAAGAUCCUCCUAUCGUAACUUCACCUGUCCUUCAAGUUGAUGAAGAAAAAGAAAUUGAUGUUACGGCUAAAUCAAAACAAAUGAGAAAAUUCAUUGCUGGUGAAAUUUAUUCUACUGAACAAAGUUAUUUAGGUCAUUUAAAUGAUUUAAAAAAGAUAUUCAUGGAUCCAUUUAUCGAUGCGGCUCAAUUACCUAAUCCGUUAGUUAAUCCUGAUGACAUUGAAACAAUCUUUGCUCAUAUAAAUGACCUUAUAGUAUUAUCUACUAUAAUUGUAGAAGAUCUUGAAAGUAGCAUGGAUCCAUGGCAAGAAUCUGAGUCAAUGGUUGGCGAAGUAUUUUUAAAGUAUAGACCUUAUUUUGAAAGAUUAUUAUUGUAUGCAGAAAAUCAUCAACAAAGUAGAAUGGCAAUUAAACGAGCAAAUGAAAAUGUUUUAUGUCGAAAGUUUAUGCAGUUAAAGAAAUAUACACCGGAAUUCCAUAUGGACUAUGACGAUCUAUGUCAUGCAGUUGAUAAUAUGAAAACUCUUGCUCUUGAAUGCGAUAAAACUAUUCAACAACUGUGA
Messenger RNA from Cetraspora pellucida, 1911 nucleotides. NCBI's taxonomy places the organism in Eukaryota, Fungi, Glomeromycota, Glomeromycetes, Diversisporales, Gigasporaceae. The record is from the annotation of a GenBank genome assembly.